AACAGCAGACUGCAAACAGCCAGCAUUGUAACCCCCUGGUUAACCCUGAUCCUGUGUAACAAUCUCCCGUUUCCCAUCUUAGCAGAUCUAUAACAUCUUAUAUAUAUAUAUAUAUAUCCCCCAUCACUCCAUCUCCCACCAUGCCCCUCCACAUAGCCAACCUCGGCUCCUCCUUCGCUGCCGGCCCCAGCAUCCCGCCGUGCGUAGACGACGCGGCGGGGCGCUCCGGCGCAAACUUCGCGUGUCUGGUAGCCAAGCGCGCCGGCGCCCAGCUCACGGACUUGACGGUCUCCGGCGCCGUCCUGCCUAACAUAACCACGGAGCCGCAAGAUCGCGGCGGCCGCCUGUUCCCGCCGCAGAUCCAAGGGUUGCCUGCCGACGCCGACGUCGUGUUCGUGCUCGGCGGCGGCAACGACAUCGGGUACAUCGGGGGGCUGUUCGAGGACACCCUAAGCGCAUCCUGGCUAGGCGCCUUUGUCAUGCGCGUGCGCGGCACGGGCGGUGCACCCCUCGCCACCACCGUCCUCGACGUCGCAGGGCUGGCGGCUAGGUACGGCGGGGUCCUGGAUGCGAUCCACGAGAAGGCGCCCCGGGCCAAGGUCCUAGUCGUCGAGUACCUAACGAUGCUCGGAACGCACACGCAGGCGGGCACGGACGUGCCCUUCGGCGAGGACAGAGUCGCGCACCACCGCGCCGUGUGCGAGCGGCUCCUAGAAGCGACGGCUAGAGCCGUCCAAGGCCGCGAGGCCUGGGCCGAGCUAGUUUCCGUGGGCGCGGCGAGCGAGGACCAUGCGAUCGGGGCCCCGGAGCCCUGGGUCUCGGGGUUCACGUGGAAGCUGUUCUACGCGGGGGGCGCGUACCAUCCGCGGGCCGAGGGCAUGAAGGCUGUUGCCGAUAUACUGUAUAAGAAGCUAGUCGACCUGGGAAUAGUGGAAGACGGCGAGCUAUGAAGCUGUGGCGGGAAAGGUGGGAAUAAAAUUGACCGGAUUGGGUUGGAUAUGAUUUUAAGGACUUGGACGCGACGGGACGAACCGAUUCUGCUGCGUGGGCAAACGCUGGCUUCUAGAAGACUGCACUACCGUAGAAGACUGCUAUGCUAUCUUGUGUAGGAUAAAAGAGUCUUGUGGUUUUCACAUAACCUAGAUAGCGUUUACGGGAUAUGGACUUAAGGUGAAGCUAAGUCUUUCAUCUAGCGUUUGUUCCUAGACGCAGAGUAUUCAUUCUACUACACUACCUGCUUAUGGAACGCAUGGGACCUCCAAAUAUAAAGGAAUGGGUUUAUGGUGGUCCUAUAUGGGCUCUAUAGAAACGAUUAUAGCCUUAAAUUAUACUAUGAAAGCAUUUAAGGUAGCUUAGCAUGGUAGUCUCAACAACAGCAUCUUCAAGACGAAAGUACGGCAAUGAUGACUACCUAUGUUAGGAUCAUAUAAACUGGUAGCGUGGCAGAACUUAUAUUGUAAAACAACGCAAUAAGCUCCCAUCAUACAUAAUUCACCUAGGUCAAAAUUCAAUCCCCUUUACCGUAACC
Daldinia decipiens is the source of this 1528-nucleotide messenger RNA. RefSeq names its product SGNH hydrolase. Gene Ontology annotation, molecular function: hydrolase activity, acting on ester bonds. The transcript has a single exon. Lineage: Eukaryota; Fungi; Ascomycota; Sordariomycetes; Xylariales; Hypoxylaceae. The record is from RefSeq and is a predicted model, not a curated record. Bases 141 to 950 code for a protein of 269 amino acids.